AUGAUUGAAUAUUUAUCUUCCUUUGGGUGGCUUCUCAUCGGAUCCAUUGUUGUUUCCAUUGUUUUAAUUGCAGUUUUCAUGGUGGAACGUUAUUUGCAAUAUACAAAGAUGAAGAAACAAUUUGUUCAUAUCGAGAAGGGAUAUCAACAGUUCAUUCCUCCUAUUGUGAUGAGUAUUUUGCCAAAGUGGAUGGUUCCGAAUGGAUACUUGUCCAAUCCUGGAAUUCCUUUUCAACCAGAAACAAUAAUCGAGUUGACAAGAGGACAAUCUCAAGAUUAUUAUAAAAUCAUGUUGGGAAUGAUUGGAUUUCCAUUCCUUGUCAUAACAGAUCCUGAUAUGGGAAAGGAAAUUGCAACUAAAGGUGCCAAACUUUACAAGAAGAAUGCCAUGCAAAAGAGAACCUUUUUAGAAUUGUUCCUUGGUUCGAAUAUCUUUGCUGAGGAUGAUCAUCAAACUUGGUCACAUCAAAGACACUUGAUAGAUCCUGGAUUUACUCCACAAUCUUUGAGUUUGGUGGCAAGUGUUACAAAUAAUACAUUGGAGAAUGAUAUGGUUCCAAAUAUUAUGAAGGAUUUGAAGAGAAGAGAUGUUAUGAGUGAUUUUGCCAAGUUGACUAUGGAUGUUAUUGGUAAGGCAGGUUUUGGAUAUUCUUUCGAUUCAUUCUAUUCUAAACCUGGAGAAGAAACUCUGGAAACCAAAACCAAUAUCUUUUUAGGAAAUGCUGAUUUCUAUCGUGUAGUUCCAACCCAAUUCCUCAGAAAGAAUGUAAAAGUUGGCAUGUUAGCAAAAAUCCAUGACUCAGUUGACUCUUUCCGUAAUGUCAUUAAAGAAAUCAUUGCCAAGAGAGAACGUGAAAACAAUUUGGCAGAAGAAUCCAAUGAUAUCCUCUCUCUCCUAUUGAAAGAACGUAGAAAUAACAAGGAAACUGGAGGAGUUCUCUCAGAUGAUGAAUUGAUAUCGAAUUCUUUUGUUCUUUUGGUCGCUGGCCACGAGUGUAUUAUUAAUUUAUCAGAAAAAUUAUUGUUGUUAUUAAAUAUUAUAUCAUCAUUCAUAUCUCCUCCAACAUCAUCUAAAUGA
Molecule: messenger RNA, 1077 nt
Organism: Naegleria gruberi
Lineage: Eukaryota; Heterolobosea; Eutetramitea; Acrasida; Naegleriidae
Exons: 2
Coding region: 1-1077 (358 amino acids)
Molecular function (GO): iron ion binding; monooxygenase activity; oxidoreductase activity, acting on paired donors, with incorporation or reduction of molecular oxygen
Source: RefSeq, a predicted model, not a curated record